GUCAUUCAGACCAUUGCUUACGUCUCGGGCAGUCAGCCACACCCCGCUCUCAAAGACCAGACGCCUCGGGAUAUUUUUAGCACUGAUGAUGUCCGCUGUCAUCUAACGUAACGGAAAGAUCAUCCCGGGCAACGAACGAUAAGCGAAUCUUCACGGCUGCUGCGCGUGCUCGCUUUGAUUUAGCAUGAGGACUGAACGGGCUUUAAUUAUAUGCACGACGAUGCUUUAUAUAUCUCUUAUAAAAGGUCAGACAUCAGACUUGCCCCCAGAUUUGAGCUCCAUCACCUCUAAUGAUCAUGUGACUUCCAAAAGUGUCACUUUGGAAUCACGACUCACUUCAGCCUAUAAAGACAUCUCAUCUUCUCUGACGGAGUUCUCAAACCCUGGGGUCACACCGACUGCUCCUCCUUCAUCACAGCCAACCGAAGACCCCACAGUGCACAGUGAUACCUCUCCAUCACAGACACCUGAGCCACAAGAAGUCACCACUCUCAACAUGGAGAAAACCUCAGUACCAGCCUCUUCUGUAAGCAGCCUGACAUUUUCUCUUGUAAAGAGCACCGUUUCAGAAUCAGCAACCACCACAGCUCCUGCAAAAUCUAUCAGUCCAAGUCAAGGAUAUCAGACCUUCUCUCCUCUAACCAGUAGUGUGUCCCAAACAACUCAAGCAACUCUAACAGUCACCCCCUCUUACCCGGCACCAUCUCAGUUUGUCCAGACCAGCAGUUCAAAGGUCACCGGCCCUGCUCCACUGGAAGACCAGGAUGAGCCCUCUGAACUGGAUGUGGGGGAUGAAGAAUCAGACAAAGUUCCACACCGUCCCGCCUCACCACUGGACCCCUUGUUCGCCGCUCUGGUCUCCAUUUUCAUUAUUUGCACCGCCAUGGUCUCAGUUGUACUCUUCCUCAGAUUCCGCCAACGCAGUGAGCAUCCAGAGUUCCAUCGGCUUCAAGACCUCCCUAUGGAUGAUCUCCUAGAAGACACGCCAUUGUCAAGAUACACCUAUUAGCAAGAGCGAAUUCGGGGCCAGCGUUUCAUUAUCCCUCAGGCACCCAGUAUAUAUGAUCGCAUAUCCAUUUCCAACAUCCAACUGAUCAUUAGCUUUAAGGGUUCUCAGGAUGUUUUAAAGAAUGUGCUGUACAAUAUUUGCCAUUCAAAUCUGUGGCAAAACUGUCUUGACGCUAAAGUUUGGUUGCAAAACAAUAGGAUAACUUAAGGAAUGUAUAAAACAAGGUUUAAUUAAAUGCAUACAGCAACAGAAAAUGAAUAAACACAUUCGAUGAGUGAAUAAAGACUUUCAGUAAGAAAUUAAAUAACUCAUAUUCCAAUAAAAUGUAUUCAUAUACACUAAUAAAACAGGUGAUUACUUAAAAGGGAAGGAUUUCUUACAUUUCUGAAUUCCAAGGGAACAGAAUUAGCUUUUUCAUCACCUUCAGAUCAUUAGAAAUGUUUGUCGUACAUGUACUUGCUACAUAAAUCGACACUAAUCUGAGUUGCCUGAGGACUGAUUUUAUAAUCAAUGAAAACUAUUUGUAUUUCCGGAGCUAUAAUAUUAGUAAUAAUAGAACUUGAUGUUGGCUUGAGAUACUGUUCUCUUGAAAAAAUGUUCCUUCACUAGAAACUAUAAUUGUUCAUUUGCAUAGAAUUACUCAUUCAUUACUUUAUAAGUUCCAUAAAUUCAAAAAUUCUACACAGGCAAAUAGUACUGCACUUUUCUUUCUCCUUUCAGGGGCUUCAGUGUUUCAGAGACUAUUUUUUGUGUGGAAAACUUCCCUGUUAUUAGCAUUAAUGUCUCUGAACAUUUGCACUGAUAUUGUAGUGAGAAAAUGAGGUUUUCCAAAAACCUUUUUAUUUUAUUUUUUAUUUUAUGUGACAGUGUUUUGGAAUGAUUAAGUAUUUUGGGUUCAAUUGAAUUGUGAUUUUGAUAUUUCUGACAAAGUUGAUUGUCUUGACUUAUUAUGAAGGUUUAAGGUAUGUAAAAUAACUUGAAAUGUGUUUUAGCAUAUUCUCUUCUGUCUACUCUGAUAUUUGUGGUAAACCUAAUGCCUAAUGUCCUUUGUGCCAAAACUGACUUACUGUACAUGAACUGGUAAAUAUAUAUUGCCCAGUUGUGUUGUUGAGAUAAACCUGUAAAGUUUGUAAUAAAAACUAAGAAAAUA
Messenger RNA from Xyrauchen texanus (razorback sucker), 2159 nucleotides. RefSeq lists its product as uncharacterized. The coding region runs from base 185 to 1009 and encodes 274 amino acids. The record is from RefSeq and is a predicted model, not a curated record. The transcript has 5 exons. Lineage: Eukaryota; Metazoa; Chordata; Actinopteri; Cypriniformes; Catostomidae.